UCAGGGUCUCUGCUCCUAGCCUGUGCUCACGGCGGCUGCUCAUAGACGGGUGGGAGGGAACCAAAGUCGCUGGGGUCCACCGCUCCAAGCGCGGGCGCAGCCUCCGCAGCCUACAAGUCUUCGUCGUUUGCUCCGGGCUCGCGAGUCCGGGGCCACUAGGGGCCGCGGAGCUGGGGGGUCGUUCGAGCUGCGAGGAUCCGGGCAGCCCGGGAGGCGAAGGGCGGGCGCCCAGGAUGGGAUGCGUGAAGUCCAGGUUCCUCCGAGAUGGAAGCAAGACCUCUAAAACAGAGCCAAGUGCCAAUCAGAAGGGCACUGUGUAUGUGCCGGAUCCCACGUCCUUCAGCAAGCUCGGGCCAAACAACAGCAACAGCAUGCCCCCAGGGUCUGUGGAGGGCUCUGAGGACGUCGUUGUGGUCGCACUGUACGACUACGAGGCCAUUCACCGUGAAGACCUCAGCUUCCAGAAGGGAGACCAGAUGGUGGUCCUGGAGGAGUCUGGGGAGUGGUGGAGGGCACGAGCCUUGGCCACCCGGAAAGAAGGCUACAUCCCAAGCAACUACGUGGCUCGAGUUAACACUUUGGAAACGGAGGAGUGGUUCUUCAAAGGAAUCAGCCGGAAGGAUGCAGAGCGCCACCUCCUGGCUCCGGGCAAUGUGCUAGGCUCCUUCAUGAUCCGAGACAGCGAGACCACCAAAGGAAGCUACUCAUUGUCCGUUCGAGACUACGACGCCCAGCACGGAGACACGGUGAAGCAUUAUAAGAUCCGGACACUGGACAGCGGAGGCUUCUAUAUCUCCCCAAGGAGCACCUUUGGCAGCCUGCAGGAACUUGUGGUCCACUACAAGAAGGGGAAAGACGGGCUCUGCCAAAAGCUGUCAGUGCCCUGUGUGUCUCCCAAACCCCAGAAGCCAUGGGAGAAAGAUGCCUGGGAAAUUCCUCGAGAGUCCCUCCAGAUGGAGAAGAAACUUGGAGCUGGGCAGUUUGGAGAAGUGUGGAUGGCCACCUACAACAAGCAUACCAAGGUGGCGGUGAAGACAAUGAAGCCAGGCAGCAUGUCUGUGGAGGCCUUCCUGGCAGAGGCCAACCUCAUGAAGGCCCUGCAGCAUGAUAAACUGGUGAAGCUACAUGCCGUGGUCUCUCAGGAGCCCAUCUAUAUCGUCACGGAGUUCAUGGCCAAAGGGAGCCUGUUGGACUUUCUGAAGAGUGAAGAAGGCAGCAAGCAGCCGUUGCCAAAACUCAUUGACUUUGCAGCCCAGAUUUCGGAGGGCAUGGCCUUCAUUGAGCAGAGGAACUACAUCCACAGAGACCUCCGGGCUGCCAACAUCUUGGUCUCCGCAUCGCUAGUGUGUAAGAUCGCUGACUUUGGCCUGGCGCGGGUCAUCGAGGACAAUGAGUACACAGCGCGGGAAGGAGCAAAAUUCCCCAUCAAGUGGACAGCUCCUGAGGCCAUCAACUUUGGCUCUUUCACCAUCAAGUCAGAUGUCUGGUCCUUUGGUAUCCUGCUGAUGGAAAUUGUCACCUAUGGCCGGAUCCCUUAUCCAGGCAUGUCAAACCCAGAGGUGAUCCGGGCACUAGAACAUGGAUACCGUAUGCCUCGACCAGAGAACUGUCCAGAAGAGCUCUAUAAUAUCAUGAUCCGCUGCUGGAAGAACCGCCCAGAGGAGCGGCCCACCUUCGAAUACAUCCAGAGUGUGCUGGAUGACUUCUACACGGCCACGGAGAGCCAGUAUCAGCAGCAGCCUUGAUGAGCAGGGCAGGAGCAGUGCCUGUGACGUGCUGAGCCUGCUGGCCCCACUCCCAGACACCACACACACUCCAGCCAAAGAUUCUCCAGCUGCUGAGUGCGUGGGGUGGACCUCACACCCUCUUUUUGACUCUUGUCAUCUGCAGUCUGCCAUUCUCAGGUCCCCUAACUUGGUGUUUCUCAUUUGCCUGGGAUGACUGAAUUCAACCUAUAGCUGUGGUUUAAGCGGGGAAACUGUUAAAAUAGUAUUUAA
Molecule: messenger RNA, 1997 nt
Organism: Acomys russatus (golden spiny mouse)
Lineage: Eukaryota; Metazoa; Chordata; Mammalia; Rodentia; Muridae
Gene: Hck
Product: HCK proto-oncogene, Src family tyrosine kinase
Exons: 13
Coding region: 234-1745 (503 amino acids)
Biological process (GO): innate immune response; cell surface receptor protein tyrosine kinase signaling pathway; protein phosphorylation
Cellular component (GO): extrinsic component of cytoplasmic side of plasma membrane
Molecular function (GO): non-membrane spanning protein tyrosine kinase activity; signaling receptor binding; ATP binding
Source: RefSeq, a predicted model, not a curated record